Molecule: messenger RNA, 1076 nt
Organism: Maylandia zebra (zebra mbuna)
Lineage: Eukaryota; Metazoa; Chordata; Actinopteri; Cichliformes; Cichlidae
Gene: apoa4b.2
Product: apolipoprotein A-IV b, tandem duplicate 2
Biological process (GO): cholesterol efflux; lipoprotein metabolic process; acylglycerol homeostasis
Cellular component (GO): chylomicron; extracellular region; extracellular vesicle
Molecular function (GO): phospholipid binding; cholesterol transfer activity; phosphatidylcholine-sterol O-acyltransferase activator activity
Source: RefSeq, a predicted model, not a curated record
UCAGUUCCUCACCAGUUUAAUACAAGCACUACCAAGUGGACUUACAGAUACACUAACAAACUCAGUGUCUAAGAACCAUGAAGGUCCUUGCUGUGCUCGUCCUAGCUGUUUUCACUGGCUGCAAUGCCAACCUUUUUUAUGCUGAUGCACCCAAGCCACAGCUGGAGGUGGUGACUGAUGCCUUCUGGGAUUAUGUUGCCAAAGCUACACAGACAGCUGAAGAAACCGUGAAGAUGAUUAGAUCAUCUCAGUUCGGACAGGAUGUCAGUGCCCGCCUGACAGAAAGUGUUGAUGCUGCCAACAAGUAUGCCGUCACCCUCCAGGAGCAGCUUCCACCUACAGCCCAGGACCUGAUCACCAAAGUCACAACAGAGGCUGAUGUGUUGAGAGAUCGUGUGAUCCAAGAGCUGAGCACAGUCAGAGAGAGGCUCGAGCCUUACACUGACAACAUUCAGACACAGGUCCAGCAGAAGGUUGAGCAGCUCAAACAGGAGGUGGCCACCUACACAGAUUCCCUGGACACUGAGGCCCUGAGGACCACCCUGACGCAGAAGAGCGAAGAGCUAAAGACCAGCCUGGAGCAGAGCAUGAAAGACCUGCAGACUCAGCUUGGUCCCUACACUGAUGACCUGAAGCAGAAGGUGGACCAGCAUCUGCAAGACUUCAAGGAAAAAGUGGCCCCCUUGACUGAGCGGGUGCAGAGUCAGAUUGCACAGAGAGCCCAGCAGGUGAAAGAAAUGGCCACCCCCUACGUUGAUGAGCUGAGGGAAAGGCUGGACCCAUAUGCUCAGGACCUCCAGUCUCGUCUCACCUCCCUUUAUGAAUCCUUUGUUAAAGCCAAUUAAGUUAACAUCCACCUCACAUGAAACAGAAAAAAGUGCAUCUAAAGUGCAUCUAAAGAAUUCCAAAUACCAAGGACAUGUUCCUGGUAUCUGGAAUUUAAAAAAAAAUCAGAUGUUGUUUGAUAUAUUUACAGUUUUAAAAAAACAGUUGAUACAUACAAAAAAUAUGUGUUGGUCUGUGACCACAAACAGUUUUCAUAUGUUGUAGAAAAUAAAGUGAAAGCAAAACUAUAA